Alternaria infectoria is the source of this 789-nucleotide messenger RNA. RefSeq lists its product as uncharacterized. Lineage: Eukaryota; Fungi; Ascomycota; Dothideomycetes; Pleosporales; Pleosporaceae. The transcript is spliced from 3 exons. Bases 1 to 789 code for a protein of 262 amino acids. The record is from RefSeq and is a predicted model, not a curated record.
AUGUCCACUGGCAAUAUCGAUACUGAGGCAAGGACACAUCAUCUCUCUGGAUAUCCGUCUCUUGCCCACUUCAUCGCAAGUGAUCGCGAUCGAACGACCCUCAUAUUCAAGCGAUACGAUGAGCUCGCUGCCCGAAAUCUGCUCUAUCUGCAAAGCGAGCUCGCCGAACUCCAGGCAAAACAACGCGCUUUUGAUCAAGAGGAUUUGACAGCAAAUCUAAGCAUAAAGCAAUGUGCACGCAACUAUUCAGACUUUGAGAAGGCAGUGAAGGCAGACGAAGCCAAACAAAAGGAUCGAUGGAAGUUGAUGAAAGAUAUCCGGGAAACAUUGAAAGAGUACCGAGAAGCACUACUGUUCGAAAGCACAUUAGCGACACUUCCAAGACCACCCAAAGAUGUUCUACGCGCUUUCCAAAUGGAAUUUUAUAACCAGAUUGACGGCAAAGGAGAGCCUUUUCCUACUCUCGGAGGACAUAGCGCUGGGAUAUAUGAUGAUAUCGAUGACUUGGUCGCUUUGCGGGUACAAGACGAUCAGGAUCGAUUAACGACGUUUGCGCAGGAGCAUUUGGCGUUCUUGUUCCCGGAUCGCAAGCGCUCCGGCAACGGCAUAGCCUACGCUUCGGACCGCGCCAUUAGCUCCUUUGUAGCGUAUUUCAGCACCUUCUUAGCAGCAUUACUGCUUAUAGGCGCAAUUGUCGUACUCUACAAAGUAACAUAUGCGGCCGUCCUCGUAGUCUUCGUAAGUGGGGAUCUAGGAAACAGUCAAUCGAGCACGGCGCCACCAGGCUGA